AUGUUUAAGGUACAUCGACAUGAUAGGAAUAGUGUUAAUAAAAUUAUUUUCUCGCCUCGCAACAAUAUGACAGAAAAAAUAAUGGAGAAUGUAAUAAAUGAACUGAACUGGAUUGAUCUGGCGUCAGGUUUGUCAUCAGAUUCAUUGGAAUUUGAUUUCUACAAUGCUACAGCAUUUUUGGGUGAUUCCAGUGACAUAAUUACAAUGGUGAAUUUUGAGGACGCAGGAUCACAAACAAAUAAUUUCACAUACUCCAUUAGAACGCUUGUUCAGGGACCGAGGUAUGAAUUAGAAGAGCCUUUUCGGGAAUUCUUUUAUGAUCUUCAACAUGCAGAGAGCUAUGUCACUCCUUCCUUGGGGUGGUUGCAGUGGGCUAUAGAUAAGUCUUAUAUAGAAUACAUUGGAAACCGCAGUGUUUUAAAAAAAUUGCAAUUUCGCUACCGAACAAAUUUCAUACCAGAUUAUGUGCAAGUGAUACAGAGUUUUAUUAAUAUGUGCAUGGUUCUUGCGCCGCUGCCUUUUUUCUUAUACAAGGCUUCUAAGUUCAGCUACGCAAAAGGAAAUGGAUUUCAGAACUUGAUGAGAUUAGCAGGAGUUUCAUAUAAUGUAUACCGAAUUUCACAUUUGCUGUUCACUGUUGUCACAUCGUCUAUAUACGCAACAAUUAUUGCUGGUAUUCUUAAGUGGUCUUCACAUCCAAUUCUCCCUUACAGUAAUCCUGUGAUCAUAUACAUUAGCAUUGUUUUAUACUUCUUGAACGUAAAUAGUUUAGCGUUCGUGACAAGUACCAUAUCUUCGGAUUAUCACUAUAAUAACAGCUUGGCUAUGUUGGUGUACAUCAUCACUUUCCUAGUGGGCUUUAAAUGGUUUACACAAAAGAUGACUACUGAAACUACACGGAUUAUCGUGUGUUGCCUUCUGCCACAUUCACCAAUAUUCAUGUUUUGGGACAAUGUGAUCUAUUUGGAAAACCUUGGUAAAGGCGUUACAUUCUCGGAGAUAAAUAAAAUGCAUGGUUAUCAUCUACCGGUAACAGUUAUAUGGUUGGUACUCCUGUUGCAUAUAGUAUGGUUACUGAUCCUGGACUGGUACCUGGAUCACGUUAUACCAUCAAAGUUUGGCGUCACUCGCAAGUGGACAUUUAUAUUUAAGCGUAAAAUGUUAAGCUCCAAAAGGAGGAAAAGUGUAAAUUUCCACGUGACAGCGGAACAAAAUGUGCGGGUACUGAGGGACAGCAGAUAUUUUGAAGACUUGCCCAGCCAUGCUGAGAUUGCUGUUAAAGUAACUAAACUAACGAAGAUAUAUAAAUCAAAGUCGGGAGGAGUAGUUGCCUUGGAUAAAGUCUCUUUAGAUGUAUUCAGGGGGGAAGUGACAGUACUUCUUGGGAACAGGGGCGCUGGGAAAAGUACUUUAAUGGGUAUCAUUUCAGGCAUGCAGGCGCCCAGUUCUGGGAAAGUGUAUAUCAAUGGCAUGGACAAUGUACUUAGGCUAAGCGAAGUAAUGGAUAAUGUAUCAUUUUGUCCUAAACAAAUAGUGCUGUACCGAUACCUCACUGUUAGAGAGAACAUAACAUUCUUUGAGAAGUUGAAAAAGUUUCAAGAAAAAUCUAUAGUUGAUGAUCUAAUAACUCAGCUACAAAUGACUGAAUAUGAAAAUUUACUUCGCGAUCAACUUCCUAGAGGAUUGCGCAGAUGCUUACAGGUGGCGUGUUGUAUAGCCAGUGGUGCAGAAAUAUUAGUUUUCGACGAACCCACUCAUAAAAUGGGUAUUGAAGCGAAACAUCGAGUUUGGGAUUUAAUAAUGAAACUCCGAGGACGAAAGACGGUAAUUAUGUCAACGCCAAUUCUAGAAGAAGCAUCUGCGCUAGGUGAUCGUAUUGUUAUUCUAAAUAAAGGGAAGGUGCGGUGCUUUGGCAGUCCAAGUUUUCUUAGUAAUGCUAUUGGUAUUGGGUUAAAUCUGACUAUAAGACUACACGAACCAACUUAUUUAGAAGAUGUACAGAACCUUGUAGAACUCGCUAUUCCUAAUGUCAAGAGUCAGGUUUACGGGAGUAGAAGCGUCACUUUUAUGCUGCCUCAAAAGGAGCGUGAUUCAUUCAUCAACCUUAUUGACACUUUGGAGCAGAAAAAAAGGGAUCUUGGAAUCACUACUAUGGAUGUUGGGGUAUCUAUGCAGGCAGUUUAUUUAGAGUUUAUUGAUCAAUUCAAUGACGAAGAUGUUAUUCUCGAAGCCCAAUAUGAGGAUGCUAUAAUGGAAAAGCGCAAGGAUUGGAGGGUAGUGCGAACCCAGUUUUUAAUUUUAAUAAAAAGGGUAUAUCAUUAUGUAUGGAUGAAGAAAUACCAGUUUACAAUGAUGCAAGUCAUCCUUCCAAUAAUCAUACUAUUCCUAGUAACACUUACUACAAACAGAAAAUACGGGUAUAGCAAAUUUGGACCAUUAAAAAGUGAUGUCGACACAUUGGUCUUCGACCUGGGACCUUACAAACGCAAUGCUGUGAACGACGUCGUGGAUAAAUAUGGAGUCUAUCCACUGUUUUCCAAGAAUGUCGAAAAAGACCUGGAUCUUCUGCCCGUAUCACCUGAAAAGACUGUAGGUCUAAAAAUGUCUAGAACUACCACUAAAAUGUUUCUCCCAGAUGAUCCUUACGCGUUAACAAAAAGCGUGAACAUGUUCAGUAAUUUAUACUUAAAUAUACAUAUGCCUAAGGCAAAUAAGACCAUAAUUACAAGAUAUAAGCCUAUUAAUAAACUGAACAAUGUAGUCGAACCGAAACCUGUUUUUCUAUGUGUAAUUUGGGCAGUAUGGGUUUCAUUUUGCUCCAUGUUAACACUAGCUCCUUUUAUUAUGCUGGCGAUAAUGGAACGGAAAACUGGAACACGAGAUAUUCACAUUAUGGCAGGCUGUUCUGCUUUAGUCCAUUGGUCUUCAAAGCUAAUUGCAUACAUGUCAAUUUAUUUAGCUAUAGUCCCCAUUUCUGUGCUUCUAACAGCCCUGUGUUUUGAUUUUGAUAAUACAUUCAAUCAUUUGGAAUUCCUUGGUGUUCUGUUCUUAAUAUUAAUAGUGUUUGCAAUAGCUUUUCUCGCGCAUCUGCAGUUCUUAAGCUUCAUUUUGCACGAUUAUGUGGCUAUUGGCCAGAUCUACUUCAUGUCAUUUGGUUUUGGUAUCAUAGUUCCCGUUUUCUUGACAGCUCUAGAAUUUCAAGGAAUCGAAAAUGAAGCGAUCAGAAUUACAUUCAUUAUAAUGAUGGUCUUGGUGUAUAUAAGCCCUUUAUUCGUUUUUACUGACAGUUUAUUUCAACUUGUCUUAUUGGCGAGGCUGAACACCUACUGUGUGUUAAAUAAACAUCUAUGUCCAAAUUUAAUUGUAAACAACGAGAAUUUUUCUUCAAAGAUUUGUUGUGAUUCAUCAUCCAAAGUUCCGUACUCAUAUUUUGAUGCAACGUCAACAAUCAACAUAAUAGUUCUAGUUAUGCACGUUUUUCUUUACAUGACUAUUGUAAUACUCUUACAAAAAAGGAUAAUUCAGUACUGGAUUGAACGUAUAUUAUUUUACAAAUAUAAGCCUCCGCAACAAAGAUAUUUCAAUAAUGGAGUUGAAAUGGAGAAAGCUGUGGUUCGGGACAGAUAUCUAAUAAAACAAUUCAGCAAUGAGGUACUUAUGGCUCACAAAUUAUACAAAACAUUUUACCGAUGUAUGAAAAAGUUACAAGCUGAUGACGCUAUACAAGGGAUAACGUUUCUAGCUAAAAAAGGUGAAUGUAUAGGCGUUUUGGGUCCAACUGGAGCUGGUAAAUCGACACUUCUGCGAUUGUUAGCUGGAUGUCUACCGAUGACUAGGGGUGACAGCUGGGUCGCCGGUUACAACAUAAGAGCGGAUAGAAAUAAGUACUUACGUAAAGUGGGGCUAGUUACAACCACGGGGCAACUUGACAGAUUUUAUACGGGUUAUGAGAAUCUUGUCCUCAUCUGUCAACUAGCUGGAUAUUCCAAAAUAGCAGCAGAAAGAUUAUCAACGUUGCUUUUACAAGAUUUGGGUCUAAACUCUUACGCUAACACCUUAGUUGACAAGUACAAUCACAGCUGUUGGCAGCGUCUCUUGUUAUGUGUAGUGUAUGUUCUGGAUCCUGCAGUAGCGUUUAUAGACGAGCCAAUGGUAAAUGUGGAACAUGGGACAAGGUCUAUUAUCGCGAGAGCCAUAAGGAAAAUCGUGGCUAGUGGAACAACUUGUAUUGUGGCGGAGUCUAGUUUAGAUUGGUAUCAAAUGGAGUCAGUUUAUAACCGCUUAGCAAUCCUAUAUGGUGGCCAGUUUGCAGCCAUAGGACAAGCGAGUGAUGUUGUCGGUAACCUUACAACUGGCUAUUCUGUGCAUAUUAAACUUAAAGUUCCUAAAGCAUAUUGGUGUUCUCAAGCGAGCUUAGCAGAAUCCUUAACUGAAGCAAAUAUAGAUAUUGAUCGUGCAAACGAAAUACAGGCCCUUAAAGAUGACUUCAAAACAGAGUUUGUUAGCAGUGUUGUUGCCCAAGAAAAUGUGUGUAUGUUAUUUUUCUACAUUGAAAAUGAAGAACUUGCAUUGUCAUACAAUGAAUUGUAUUCGAAACUUCAUAAAUUAAUAGACAAGCACAAAAAUAUAAUGGAAAGUUACACUUUUAACAAAACAACUAUUGAAGAAGUCUUCUGGCGAAUACCUUAUCUCAUUGACCAUUUUACGUAA
Arctia plantaginis is the source of this 4710-nucleotide messenger RNA. The record is from the annotation of a GenBank genome assembly. Lineage: Eukaryota; Metazoa; Arthropoda; Insecta; Lepidoptera; Erebidae.